ACCGCACACACACUCUGCCAACAUGACCUCGCUACCUGCUUCGUCUGGAACCCAAGCGGUCGCAUCAGACCCGGCCACUGUCGAACAGCUCCAGACGGCCUUCGAUAACUCGAUCUGGUACCUUCUCUCCCUCUGGCAACCCCUCCAUAUCGCCGUGCAGAAUGCAUGGGGCGGACCCGACUCAGCAGACAAGCGCGACUGGUUCGCAGGAGCUGUCUCUGACCUCCUGACUACUCGUCCCGAGACCGACCAAGAGGAUUUGGAGCUCUUCCUCCUUCAAAUCAUGGGCGAUGAGUUUGAGUGCAAUGUCGAAGACGAGAGUGAGGUUGUAGUCGCCGGGGACAUUCUCAAGGUGCGGAGUCGCAUGAUGGAGACAAGGAGUUUGCAGGCUGCAGUAGAGGUUGAACAGAGGUGGAAGAGUCGGGGAAACAUGAAGACGGACAAGGUCGUCGUACAAGAGGUGAACCAGGAUGCAGAUGAAGAGGAAUUCGAAGGGUUUGACGACGAUGAAGAUAUGGACGAAGCACCGUCUCUGGUCAGCGCGCCAAAGGUGCCAAAGGAGAAGCCUAUUCCUGAAGUUGACGAUGAUGGCUUCACCAAAGUAUCUGGCAAAAAGAGGACGGGUUGAGGAAUGGCAAGAGUUGGCGUGGACCAACUAGAAAGAGUGUUUUUUCUGUGGGCUGCAGCAUGAGGAUACUGCAUUUCUGGACAUCGGACGAUGUAGACGUCGCAGAAUUCUGGCUCUGCACGGCAAGCGUGCUUCUAAGCGGCUCGUACUGAACUAGUGCGACUGUCUGAGUUCUCCAUUACCUGCACUCGGCACGGGGGACUAUCAGAACCUUGGACCGAGGCAUGUCCAAGGUGAACAGCCAGCGACACGAAGUUGUCCAGGACAGAGGGGCGAAGAAGGCCGUGUAUGCAGCGAGAACAACCCCGCGGAGCAGAAAGUGACCUUGAACACGCUGCCACCUAUCUUAUCAUGCCAUGGUCCUGGAAGUUGUUUCAGGAUUGAAUGAGUAUGCAACCGAGCUCAGAUAUUGCAAGCAGUAUUGUCUGACAUCCAGGGCGAGCAUUUGAAAUAAAUUCGGCUGGAGAGCACUGCGCUUUGCUGUCGCCAGGCAC
Molecule: messenger RNA, 1122 nt
Organism: Cercospora beticola
Lineage: Eukaryota; Fungi; Ascomycota; Dothideomycetes; Mycosphaerellales; Mycosphaerellaceae
Gene: TSR2
Product: Tsr2p
Biological process (GO): maturation of SSU-rRNA from tricistronic rRNA transcript (SSU-rRNA, 5.8S rRNA, LSU-rRNA)
Cellular component (GO): nucleus
Source: RefSeq, a predicted model, not a curated record